This is a messenger RNA of Carassius gibelio (silver crucian carp), 6790 nucleotides long. RefSeq lists its product as uncharacterized. The transcript is spliced from 7 exons. The coding region runs from base 76 to 6402 and encodes 2108 amino acids. The record is from RefSeq and is a predicted model, not a curated record. Gene Ontology annotation, biological process: fatty acid biosynthetic process. Lineage: Eukaryota; Metazoa; Chordata; Actinopteri; Cypriniformes; Cyprinidae. Gene Ontology annotation, molecular function: 3-oxoacyl-[acyl-carrier-protein] synthase activity; fatty acid synthase activity.
CAACAAGGCAGUAAUCCAGGUCUAAAGGAUCCAGAUCGUAAAAUCAACUGUAUCUGCACACAUGGUGUGGGAAAUAUGAUGGAUGAUGAUACAGAAAUUGCUGUUGUUGGCAUCGGAUGCCAUUUUCCUGGAGGCGAGGGGCUUGAAAACUUCUGGAGAGUCCUCCUUCAAGGAGAAAACUGUGCAGUUCAGAUACCAAAUGACAGGUUUAAUCUCUCUCAGUGGUAUGAUCCAAAUGAGAGUAAAGCAGGAAAGACAUACACAGCAAAGGCAGCACUUAUUAAUGGAUUGAAUGAGUUUGACAACAAGUUCUUCGGCAUCACUGAUGCUGAAUCGAACAAUAUGGACCCUCAGCACAAACUGUUGCUGCAGUGCACCUACAGGGCUCUUGAGGAUGCUGGAAUACCAAUGGAGAAGGCCAGUGGAACGAGAACAGGAGUAUUUUUGGGCCUAAUGAACAGGGACUUUGAGCUGGCUAGUAUAAGGACCAAUCCAAAACACAUUGACCACACCGUAGCCACUGGUGUCGCUAUGAGCAUAGCUGCCAACCGCAUCUCUUACAUAUUCAACUUCACUGGCCCCUCAUUGUCCAUUGACUGUGCCUGCUCCUCAUCUCUUGUUGCCCUGCACUUCGCUUGUCAAGCCAUAAAACAAGGAGACUGUGAAAUGGCCGUGUGUGGGGGUGUGAGCUGUAUUUUGGAACCAGUUAUAUUUGUGUCACUCUCCAAGGCAAAAAUGAUCUCCUCUGAUGGCACCAGUAAACCUUUCAGCAGCAAAGCAGAUGGAUAUGGGAGAGGUGAAGGCUGUGGGAUUAUUCUUCUAAAGCCUUUGAAAAAAGCACUCAAGGACCAUGAUCACAUUUGGGGCAUCAUUUGCAAAACUGCUGUAAAUCAGGAUGGCCACAGUGUUAGUCCAAUAACCAAACCAUCCAUGGUACAACAGGAGGAGCUACUUAAAAAAAUCUACUCAACAGAGACUGAUCUGAUUAAUGUCCAGUACAUAGAAGCUCAUGGGACUGGGACUCCAGUUGGAGAUCCAGUAGAGGCAGGAAGCAUCUCAAAAGUCAUUGCCAAAGCAAGACCUAAAAAGUCAGGGCCACUCAUCAUUGGUUCUGUUAAGAGCAAUAUUGGACACACAGAAUCUGCCGCAGGUGUUGCAGGACUCAUAAAGGUUCUCUUGAUGAUGGAGCACAAAACUAUUGUGCCAUCAUUGUUCUACUCUAUGGAAAACUCCAGCAUAGACAUCGAAUCUCUCAAUAUGAAAAUCCCCACCACAGCAGAAAAAUGGAUCAGAGAUGGCAGAUCAGGGAGGUUUGCAGGAAUUAAUAACUUUGGUUUUGGUGGAACAAAUGCACAUGCAAGUGUCAGACAAUAUGUGCAGUCAAAAAAGCCAAAUGUUCAACAGAUUAGCAAAUCCCAACAGUACUUUGUCAUAUCUGCAGCCUCUGAAAAAUCUAUAAAAAAUAUCAUUAAAGAUACAGCAGAACAAAUCAGAGCAGGUAAAAUAUCAAAUCUGCAGGCUUUAUCGUACACAUCUGCAUGUAGAAGAAGUCAUUUGAAAAACAAAUACAGGAAAAUAUUUCAAACAUCAUCGUUGACAGAACUGCAAGAGAAACUUAAUGCUUCUGUACAGAAAAAGCUUGUACCAUCAAAGACAGACUCCAAGCUAGUUUUUGUGUUUUGUGGCAACGGUGUUACAUAUCAUGGUAUGUGCAAGCAGCUCCUAAAACAAGAGCCAGUUUUCAGAGAGGAAAUCAUUAAGAUUGAAAGUCUUUUGCAAAGCUAUAGAAGUCUGAAUCUGAUAGAGAUGCUGGAAAGUGAAUCUGAGAAAAGUACAGAUCCAUCCGAUCCAAAGAUUGUCCAGCCUCUUCUGUUUGCCAUUCAGGUUGCUAUUGUCAAACUUCUGAAACACUGGGGCAUUAGUCCUGAUGCUGUUUUAGGUCACUCUAUUGGAGAAGUUGCUGCAGCUCAUUGUUCUGGUUUGUUGUCACUUGAAGACUCAGUGAAAAUCAUCCACUAUCGCAGUUCUUUGCAAAGCACUGUGACAGGAGGGAAGAUGCUGGUAGUCAGUAAUAUGGCUGUUUCUGAAAUCUUGAAAAUUCUUCCCUCUUAUUCGGGAAGGGUUUGCCUGGCUGCUUAUAACAGCCCUCAGUCGUGCACCCUCUCAGGAGAUGCAGAUGACAUCGACAGAUUGCAUCAGAAUUUGAGCAUCUCAGCCAGAGGAACUGAAUUGUUCCUUCGAAUUUUGGAUGUACCUGCAGCAUAUCAUAGUCACAAGAUGGAUCCCAUUGAGUCCAAAGUAAAAGAAAGUAUAGGCUCAUUGCAGGCACAUAGUUUGGAGACAGAACUGUUCUCAACAGUGACAGGUGUAAGUUUGUGUUCCUCAGAUUUUAUUACUGGUGAAUAUUGGGCAAGGAAUAUCAGAGAGCCAGUUGAAUUUGAACAAGCUGUGAAGUCUGCAGCUAAAAACAAAAAGAAUGCGAUAUUUGUUGAAAUUGGUCCAAGAAAAUCUUUGCAGAGGUACAUCAAUGAGACUCUGGGAAAUGACUUCAUUGUGAUUCCCUCAGUGCAGCCUGAUAAAGAUCACGAGACAAUGCUUGCUGUUGUUUCCAAACUGUUUGAGUUUGGGGUCACAGUGGACUGGGAAAUGUUAUACAAAGGUUUUGAGACUGAACCAAUUCCCUACCCACGAUACCAGUUUGAUGAUGUGAAGAGUGAUGUCUUCACUUCACGCUUGCAGUCAAAUGCUACUACUAGCAACCAUCCAGUAGUUACACAAAUUGGCACAGGCAGUUCAAUGUUCAGCUGUGAUUUAUCCUCUGAAUCAGUGGCCUUCCUGCAGGAACACAAGCACAAUGGGGUUGCCAUCAUUCCUGGCGCAUUCUAUGCAGAGCUGGGUUUAGCAGCUUACAUGGCAUAUGCGAAACCUAAGGUUCCACUAAGUUCCCUGCAGCUCAGCAUAAAAUUCCAGAGUCCAUUCGCUUUCACCCAGAAGACCCCGGAAAUAAACAUACAGCUGGAUCAUUCAGAAAAUUUGGAUGAUAACACAUGUAACUUCAAAAUACAGUCUACUUCUGCAGUCUAUGCAUUUGGCACAGUAGAAACAAAACCAGGUAGAAUGCCUGAAGAACAAUUUAUUUCAUUAGACUGUAUUUCCAAAAGAUGUACAUUGCAUAUGACUACUGAAGAUCUCUACAAGCAUCUAAGUCAAACAGGAUUUGAAUAUGGGUCUGUCUUCAGAAAUAAGGCAGAUAUUUUUUGUGGAGAAGAAUUUAGAGAGGUUAUAUCAGUUGUGAAGGUCCCAAAGGAAUUAUUCCCUCAAUUACAUGACUAUCACGUUCACCCUGUGGUCUUGGAUUAUGUAAUGCAAAUUGUACCUAUAACUAUAGGGCAUGAUGUGUCAUCAAGGCCUCAAUUUCCUGCACAAAUUGGAAGCCUGACUGUAUUUGAACCAUUGCAAAAGGAGAUGGUUGUAUAUCUGAGAGCAGUAAAUGUGGGAGAAGAUGAAUUUGACAUUUGUGGCUGCUUAGCCAACAAACAGGGUAGGGUGUUGGUUGAACUCAGCUAUGUGAAGAUCAAAAUGCUAGGAAGUCGUUCCCAAGUAGUCAAAGAGUACUUCUUCCAUAACAAUCUCAGUAUCAUCUCUGAAUUUGCUCAAUUUGAUACACAGAUUAAGGCACUGGUAUUUUCUGACCAGGUAGGAAUUUCCGAAGCAUUGCAACAGUACUUGGAUCCAAAAUCUAGAUAUGUAUCUCCUUUAAAAGCUAACAUACUGUUAGAAGAUGGAGUUGAACUCCUUCUGUCAAAACUGAAAAUUUCAAGUGUAAAGAAAAAUUUCCAGGAAAUUUUGUUCAUUUGGAGUGAUGCAGAUUUAACCUCUCUCGAAUCAGAGAAGGUCUUGGACGGCAUGGCAGGGUGUUGUGAGGUUUUCCGAAAGAUUGUCGGCUAUCUCAAGACGCUUCAUUUUCCAGGUGAUAUCAGAGUAAUAACCUAUAGGUGCUCUGAGACCUUAGUGGACUCCAUCAACCCUGGAUUUGUUCUAUCAGGCAUGACAAGAGCAUGUGCAGCUGAGUUGCCAGAGCUUUCCUUCCAGCUGAUUGACAUGGGCUCUGCCUCUUUUGAGGACAUCAGAGCUUUGAUUCAAGUCCUUAGGUCUUACCCCUGUCACAAAUAUCCAGAGCUAGUUGUGAAGGAAGGCAUAAUUCUCAAACCUGAAAUCACCCACACACCAUUGCCAACCUUGGCAAUCUCUUCAACAAAUGUCCACAUGUUGCAUGAUCAAGUCUUUAUGUUGCAAACAUCUGACCCAUAUAUAAUGAAAAAUCUGUCAGCAACACAAGUUGAUAAUUUAAUUGAACUUAAACAAGGAAAAAACAUUGAGCUACACCUCAGAAAAAUCUGCAUUCAUUCAUCAGACUACUUUCCAGUCAGCAUUUCUGAUCUGAAUUAUGGUCAGACAUUGUACUGGAACAAGCACACAAAUGAAAACCAUAAGCUCUUAGCCCUCGACUUCAGUGGCACUGUCACAGCAGUGGGCAAAGAUGUCAGUAAAUUUAAAGUUGGUGAUCACGUUGUGUGUUGUUACCCUGUGGCUGCCACCACUAAAGUAGUUCUCCCAGCAGCUGUUUGCUGUAAAGCUAAAAGGCUUUCAUUCCUAAAUGAAAUCCCUUGUGUCUCUUAUAUGGUCUUAGCUUGGGAGAUCUUGCAUAAGGCUUUACCCAGAGCUAAACAGCCAAGGAAACUGGGUAUUUUCUCCACUGUCCCUGACUCAGCUUUGAUGACUGUUUUAAUUGCUAUUGCAAACAGAUUAGGUUGGACUGUCAGAGUGAGCACACAGGCUGAUCAGCUGUUUUGUGAUUUUAGUGAGGUUGUGGGAGCUGUCUUUCUUCCUCCUUAUAAUGUAAAAACUGCUCAAAUAGCUAGCAGCGUUAAAGGCAUCAAAGACAUUGUGUUUGUCUGUGACAACCAGACAGAUUUUCCAUUUAAUUCAACAACAUUUAGAGGUACAAAUGAGGAAGUCUACUGCCAUGUACUCUACAUGUCCCAAAUAAUGCAGAAAUCUUCUCUGCAAACCCAAAUGCCACAAAUUUACCGUUGGCUGAUAUCUAUGGAUUUGGGCAGGAAGUCGUUGUCUUUGGAUGCAACAGCUGUUCAAAGAGUAAAAUCUCAAGACGUUGAUCUUUUGUCUGUAAAAGAAUCUGAAUCAUACUUCAGAUGCCAGAUCGUACCCAUAAUAGUCCUGAACAGUGCUGCCAAACACCAGCUGUCUGACAUUCCAGUGAUGCCUAAGCACGGUUUAUUCCAGAAAGAUUCAGUAUAUAUUGUCACAGGUGGUCUAACGGGAUUGGGCUUUGAGACAGUAAAGUUCAUUGCUCAGAAAGGAGGAGGAAAAAUUGUUAUCCUGUCUAGAAGUAAUCCAAACUCUGCGAUGCAACAAGAGAUAAGUCAAGUCAGUAGCCAAUGGGAUUCAGUCAUUAAAUCUCUGCCAUGUGAUGUUUCAAUAUCUGAGCAGGUGAACCAGAUGAUGGUUAAUAUUGGAAAACUAUUUCCAUCCAGUCCCAUUAAAGGGGUAUUCCACAGUGCGGUUGUCCUGCACGAUGGGCUGAUUGAACGUCUUGACAGAUCUCUUUAUGAGAAAGUCAUGAGGCCAAAGGUGAAUGGAGUGAUUAACCUUCAUCGUGCAACCUUGCAAUGCAAUCUGGAUUACUUUGUGUGUUAUUCUUCCAUCUCUGCCUUCAUUGGAAAUCCCUCACAAACAAAUUACGCUGCGGCUAAUACGUUCAUGGAUACUUUCUGUCAGUACCGCAGAAACAUUGGGCUUUCUGGACAGUCCAUUAAUUGGGGGGCUUUGAAUCUCGGCCUUCUUCUGAACAAAGUCCAUUUCCAAAGAUUUCUGGAGGCAAAGGGAAUCAUGCUUUUGGAGAUUCCAGAAAUCCAUGAAAGUCUUGAGCAGUGCCUUUUGAUCAACAAGCCUCAACAGGUUGUAUGCAGGUUUGAUUUUAAUAAAAGCUGGAAUAACAUCCUAAGUCAGAACAAAUCACUGAGUGUACGCUUGUACAAAAUAGCACAGGAAGCCAUCAUUAAAACUGGAGUGAUCAUGUCUAGACCUGAGCAACCCAUGACAUCCUCCUCACCACGUGAUUAUCUGCAGCUCAUGAUUAGCGAAACAGCUGGUGUUGAGAUGGAUGAGUUGAAUGAUGAUGUUAAACUUUUCGAUUUGGGGAUUGACUCAAUGUUAGCCAUGACUCUGCAGAAUGUUCUCUUUGCUGAUAGAGGUGUGAAUGUCCCUCUAGUGACUCUGCUGGAUCCGAAUAGCACAUUGUUAACGCUCAUCAAAAUCCUGGAGCAAAAUUGUGUAGAAGAAUAUCAGAAUGACGAUGAGAGCAAUUCCACAUACUUAUAAAGUUGAUUUGUAUUUCUCCACAGAAGUCCUGCAUCCUCUGUAUUAACAGCACAUAUAAUUAUGAUCAGUUAGAUUUUGCAGAAUAUUCUGACUGUAGACUUAAUUUUUUUAUCAUGAUUUUACACUGUAAAAUGUGAUAGCUUGGAAUUGUUACCAUAGGGAGAUUUUUUUAAAGUCUGAUUUAAACCCAUAUUUGUGAAAAUUGGACCACAAAACCAGUCAUCAUUUUUUUUUUUUAAUUGAAUUGUAUACAUUAUCCAAAAAGCUGAAUAAAUAAGCUUUCUAUUGAUUUAUGGUUUGUUAGGAUGGGACAAUAUUAAGCUAAUAUACAACCAUAUGAAAACCUGGAAUCUGAGAAAAAAAGCUGUCCAAAUAAAGUUCUUAGCAA